This is a messenger RNA of Electrophorus electricus (electric eel), 1805 nucleotides long. RefSeq names its product general transcription factor IIIC, polypeptide 5 (gene gtf3c5). The record is from RefSeq and is a predicted model, not a curated record. Gene Ontology annotation, biological process: transcription initiation at RNA polymerase III promoter. Lineage: Eukaryota; Metazoa; Chordata; Actinopteri; Gymnotiformes; Gymnotidae. Gene Ontology annotation, cellular component: transcription factor TFIIIC complex. Gene Ontology annotation, molecular function: RNA polymerase III type 1 promoter sequence-specific DNA binding; RNA polymerase III type 2 promoter sequence-specific DNA binding.
UUCACUCGAACGGACAUGUUUUCCUAAAUCAAGUGUAACGUUAUUGUUGAUGUCUUAAUGCAGAAAAUGGUUUGGUAUUUCACACAGUUUGAGAGUAGAGUCCGCUAAAGAUCCCCAGCAAUGGAUAUGACAGUAAACAGCACUACUUUAGUUACGGAACCUGUGAGCGAAGGGAAUGGUAAAUUACUGGAUGCACCACUUGCGUCGGGCAGCACAGCAACGCUGUCUUUAACAGACAAAAAGCUCGUUUGUGUGGAGUAUCCUGGUUUUGUUAUUAGUGUGGAUAACAUGCUGGACAGCGUUGGAGGUGAACAAGCACUGACCAAGACAUAUGCGGAUUCAUCCAAACGGCUUGAGCUACGGUUCCGCCCCAAAGAUCCGUACUGUCACCCUGUUUGUGGGAACCGCUAUUCCUCCAACAACCUGCUCCUCCGAGUGUGUCGCAGGAAGCGCAAAGGGAGUAGCGGCGAAGCUCACAUCACCAUGGAGAUCCUCGGCCUCAUUGGGACCACGUAUAAAUUUCAAGGAAUGGCAGAUUUUCAGUACCUUGCCAUGCACAAUGAGCCAGAUGGCUCCAAGGUCUCUUUGUAUGACAAGGUGAUUUUGCGCAAACCUGAGAAGAAGGAAUUCUUUGACCUUUCCGUGCCACUGUUUCUCCCACCUCCACUCUUCUCUCGACUGGAUGGGCCUGUGGAUUACUUCUAUCGGCCAGACAGCAUGCACAGGGAAGGAAACAUGCAGUCAUUGCUCUUAAAUGAGAACCUCAUUGGUCCAAACCGAGCCAGGAGGCCACACAAUGCCAUUUUUGUUAAUUUUGAUGAGAAGAGUAUUCCAACAGAACCCCUAGAGGCUGCCAAGAUUAACUGGAAGAAGAAUUCUAUCCACCACAGUGAUAUUAAGGCAGAGGAAGAAAUGAGAAAGCUGUUUGAGAGACGGCCCAUAUGGUCCCGCAAUGCUGUCAAAGCGAACGUGGACAUCCACCCAGAGAAGCUGAAAUUGCUGCUUCCUUACCUGGCCUACUACAUGUUGACUGGGCCAUGGAGAAGUCUUUGGGUAAGAUUUGGAUAUGAUCCUCGAACGAACCCAGAGGCUAAAAUCUACCAGGUUCUCGACUUCCGGAUCCGCUGUGGUAUGAAACAUGGAUAUGGUGUCAAUGACAUGCCAGUUAAGGCUAAAAGAAGUGCCUACCACUACUGUCUCCCAACCACUGUCAACAAAGCAGUUCCCCAGCCAGCCAGUCUAAAGGAAUUCACCCAAGAUGGUACUUCACCCUCAAGCGCCAAACCCUCUUCAUUACGAUACAUUCUCAAGGAGUCUGCUUAUGUAUUCCGUGAGGGAAUGUUGCCUCCCUACAGACAGAUGUUAUAUCAGCUGUGUGAUCUGGACGUGGAGCAAAUAAAGGGCAUUAUCCAAAGGAAUGAUGGGAAGGAGGAAGUGUGUGAUGAGAGGGACGGUUGGUGUUUGCCCCAGACUGCAGAUGAUCUCAGGGACAUCAUCUCCUCCAUGAUCACCCAGGUCGUGCGAGCCAAGAGACCUGCAUCAUCUUCCCCAAAGCUGAAGCCAGUGAGGGCUGGACGCAAGAUGGAAGAAAGUGAUGAAGAUGACGAAGAAGAAUAUGAUGAUGAAUACAAGCCCUCCGAAGGGAGUGAAAAUGAAAUGGAGACAGAAAUGCUUGAUUAUAUGUAAACCUGUUCUGGAAUUCUGGAACAGGACCAGGAACGUGUACAUGUGCAGAACAUCAGUGCACCAGCUCAAACUGUAUUUUUAACAUCUUUGUGAAAUAAAUGCUUUCUCAGCAAUUCAAA